GAUGAUUCGAUGAACCACCAUUUAGACAAAUUCGAUCUUUCACAUAGCAAAACCCAAAACCCAAAACCCAAAACCCCUGUGCACUCUUCUUCCUCGCUCAGCACGUUCCCGUUUUCCCUCUCAAUCAUAUUACUAAGUUGAGUCGCAACAAAGGAGAUGAGUGCCCCUGAACAUCUUCCUCAAGUAGACCUUGAUGAUGAUGAUAAAAAAGAAAUCAAGAAUCUCCAAAUGGGCAUUUCUGAAACCCGGCAAGAUUCAGACUGUCACGCCAUCAACGACACCUUUCGGCAAACGAUUGCGGAUAAUCUUGAAGGUGCCGCUUCUGAAAUAGGCAACGGUAAUAACGGGGCUUCAAAGGAGAAGAAAAGGAACAAGCCAAGCCGAAAGGGCAGAGCUGCCGUUGUUGAGGAGGUCCGGCAAGACUGCGGCAAGUUGACGAAAGAAGAUAAGAAGGGUUUUUACUCUAGGAAGGAGUUGGAGGCUAUGAGGUUUGUGAGUCUAGAAGAGCAGAAGAAGAAAUGGAUCGAGGUGUACUGUGGCCUAGGGGCCGAUGUGCAGAAGGAGUAUGAUGGCCUCCUUCGCUCCAUUCAUCAGAAGCAGCCUCUCGUGGACUUCGAUCCUCGGAGAAAGUCCGGGAAGGCCCGCCAUGUCUCAUUUGGUGAUGAUAGUAAUUCAUUACUCUUGGAGGGUCAGAAUCCUGCUUUGGGUUGUGCCACGAGCAGUGAAAAUGAUGACUCGAUUGUGGAAAGAGAAGGCAGUGACUAUGAUGAUAGUGAUGAGGAUUAUAGUAGCAUCCGGAAGCCUGCCUUUUUUGUUACAGGAGAACCCAAUUUUGAUUCUGUUCAUCCUGAAGACGGAUUAGAAUAUCUCAGGCGUGUAAGGUGGGAAGCAGAACGUUUGCCAAAUGUGAAGGUUGCCAAGGUUGAAAGAAGUAAAGUAAACAAAGAACAGAGUGUUUAUAUGCCCCAAAUUCCCGAUAUUGCAACUUGCCCAGAGCACUUGCUACCCCUUAAAGAGUGGGAGGAUGAGUUCCUUGCUGAUUUCUCAAAGUUGAGACAGGCUUUAUCACAACUAGAGAGUUCUGGCAUUCAAAUUUCUAGUCAACCACCCCUAGUUUCUAUUGUUCACCAGGAACAGUCGUCACAUCAACUCAGCAACAGCAUCAUUCUUGAGGAUUUUGAUAGCUUAACAUCUGGAGACGAUUGUAGCCAAUCUGAUGCGGGUGAUGAGUACACUCCCGAAAAUUCCUGCCCUACACUGUCAGUUAUUUCAGGGAUGGAACCAGUGACUCGAGUAUCAUUGCUUAGAAAGCGGAUAACCGCCCUGGAAAGCACAGACGCACUUUCACGGGAUGACUGCUUGUGGCUAUUUGCUUUAUGUGCAGCGGUUGAUUCUCCACUCGAUGCUGACACCUCCGCAUCGCUUAGAUCUUUACUCAGAAAAUGCGCAAGCUUGCGAGCUGAAAAAACAAGCGUGAAUGAUGAAGUUAUUAUGCUCAAUGUUUUGGCAACAAUAUCUGGUAGAUACUUUGGGCAGGCUGGAAACUGAGUCUGUUGGCACUUGGAAAACAUUUGACUUGUUUAACAUGUGCAAUUUUCUUUCUCAGUCCUGCCAAGUUUACAUGCAAUAGUUGUGUUAUUUUCUAGCCAAACACGGUCUUUCUGGUGUUCAGAUUUUAGCAAAGUUCACAGCUGAAUG
Messenger RNA from Ipomoea nil (Japanese morning glory), 1698 nucleotides. RefSeq names its product gem-associated protein 2-like. The coding region runs from base 157 to 1548 and encodes 463 amino acids. The transcript has 4 exons. The record is from RefSeq and is a predicted model, not a curated record. Gene Ontology annotation, biological process: spliceosomal snRNP assembly. NCBI's taxonomy places the organism in Eukaryota, Viridiplantae, Streptophyta, Magnoliopsida, Solanales, Convolvulaceae. Gene Ontology annotation, cellular component: SMN complex; nucleus.